AUGGCACAGUCAAUGAAUUCAGCCACAGUGAAACCUGUACAAAACGCUGUAACUCCGUCUGCUAUACUUCCAAAGGCUGAAGUUAGUUAUCCAGCGGGAUAUGUUCAUUCAUCUCCAGUACCAGCUAUGGGACCUUUCUCUUCUAAAUCUGGAAAUGUCACCUUGAAUUACAACAGUUCAGCUAAAAUGCAUAAGACGGAGACUUCUGGAUCUUCUAUAUUGUUAGAUGGAGAAAGUUUCACUCAACAAAGGUUAUCAGGUCUUCUACACCAUGAUAAAGAUAUUUGGUCUGCUGGUUUGAUAAGAGAAGCUAUCAGCAAUAACACAUUUCUGAUGCAUUUAGAUCAAUCACAAAUAGAAGAAAUCGUAGCCUGCAUGUAUAAAAAACAAAUUCCUCAAGGAUGCUUUAUCAUACGUGAAGGUGAACCAGGCGAUGCAUUGUAUGUCGUAUCAGACGGAGUAUUGGAAGUAUACAAAGAUAACGCACUACUAGGAAGAAUGGAAGUUGGUCGUGCCUUCGGCGAGUUAGCUCUGCUUUACAAUUGCAAGAGAACUGCAUCCGUUCGAGCUGUAACAAACGCUUCGGCAUGGACACUGGAUCGGCGUGUUUUUCAGCAAAUUAUGAUGGCUUCAUGUAUUCACAAACAAGAAGAAAAUAAGAAAUUCUUGAAAAGUGUUCCUGCGCUGAGAAAUUUAUCCGCCGACAAAAUGAACAAAUUAGCUGACGUCUUAGAACCAGUAUUUUAUGAAGCUGGUGAAUACAUUAUACGUGAAGGGGAGCUUGGUGAAACAUUUUUCAUGAUUAAAUCUGGAAAGGUACGUGUUACUCAAACCGUUGAAGGAGCUGAUGAGGUACAGGAAAUACGUCAACUUUCUGAUGGAGAUUGGUUUGGAGAAAGAGCACUUUACACAUCUGAAAGACGAAGUGCUAAUGUAAUAUCUGCCGAAAAACGGUGUUCAUUUACUUUUAUUGGACAGAAGUAA
Messenger RNA from Heterobilharzia americana, 984 nucleotides. NCBI's taxonomy places the organism in Eukaryota, Metazoa, Platyhelminthes, Trematoda, Strigeidida, Schistosomatidae. The record is from the annotation of a GenBank genome assembly.